AUGGCAGACCAAGACGGCGAUGGUCCUCAGCCCUAUGCUGCAUAUCUCCGGACUGUUAUCCAAAAGGGCCUCUUAGCCGGCGAGCUGCCCGUCGUGACAACGGAUCCAAACCAGCUCCAAGAGCAGGCCCGGAAGGCGAUGCCCAAGGCCGGGUUUGACUACAUCUUGGGCGGAGCCGGUGAGGCGGCAACAAUGGACGCCAACCGUCUUGCUUUCCGCCAGUGGAAAAUCAUUCCCCGCGUCUUGAAGCCCACAACGCCUCGCGAUCUAAGUGUCACUCUUUUUGGCCAGAAAUAUGACGUUCCCAUUCUCAUGGCACCCAUUGGCGUCCAAUCGUUGUUCCAUCAGGACAAGGAGAUUGGCGUUGCUCAAGCUUGUGCCGAAUUACGCGUUCCCUUCACCUUGAGCACAGUUUCGCAAUCCACAUUUGAAGAAGUUGCCGCCGCAGCACCAGGGUCACCAAAGUGGUUUCAAUUAUACUGGCCCAGCGACGAGGAACUCACAGCCUCACUUCUCAAGAGAGCCAAGGAUAACGGCUACACGGCGCUCGUGGUAACUCUUGAUACUUGGACUCUUGCUUGGAGGCCGACUGACCUCGAUACUGCCAAUGUUCCUUUCCUCGUGGGCGUGGGAGACGCAAACGGCUUUUCGGAUCCAGUCUUUAGGCGUAAAUUUGCCGAGAUGAGCGAUGGUGGCACUCCCGAAGACAAUCUGGUGCAGGCUGCAAUGUACUGGAUCGGCAACACUUUCCCCGGAGUCUCUCGCUCCUGGGAAGACCUCAAGAUCCUAAAGAAGCACUGGGAUGGACCCAUCAUCCUCAAGGGCAUCCUCAGCGUCGAAGACGCCAUCUUGGCGGCCGAGCAUGGUAUGGAUGGAAUUGUCGUGAGCAAUCAUGGCGGCAGGCAGAUUGAUGGCGCCAUCGGGACUUUGGACGUCCUUCCCGAAAUCGUCGACGCUGUUGGCAGCAAGUUGACCGUCAUGAUGGACUCUGGCAUCCGAACUGGCGCCGAUAUUCUCAAGGCCCUGGCGCUUGGAGCCAAGGCAGUCUUUGUUGGGCGACCUGUGGUUUAUGGGCUGGGUAUCAACGGUAAAGAGGGUGCUGAAGCGGUCUUGGCAGGGUUGCUGGCUGAUCUCGAUUUAACAAUGGGAUUUACCGGAGUUCAGAACAUUGGGGAGUUGAAUCAAUCGAUUUUGCGUAAGAUUCAGCACGCUGGGGAUAUCAAAUCAAGUCUCUGA
Molecule: messenger RNA, 1236 nt
Organism: Trichoderma gamsii
Lineage: Eukaryota; Fungi; Ascomycota; Sordariomycetes; Hypocreales; Hypocreaceae
Product: FMN-dependent dehydrogenase
Exons: 2
Coding region: 1-1236 (411 amino acids)
Molecular function (GO): FMN binding; oxidoreductase activity
Source: RefSeq, a predicted model, not a curated record